AGAUAAGAAUAUUUUUCUUUUAUCUUUCUUUUCCUAUAUCUAUACAUAUUAGUUUGCUGACUGUUGAUUGACGCUGUUUUGUCGAAGCUUUAUCAUGAAUUUUUUGGUGUAUCUUCUGUUUGUUUUGUCUGUUUUUUUCAAAGAUGCAGAAAUAUGUGCAGAUAACGGUGAUGUAAAUAUCCAACAAUGCUGUGCUACUUUCAGAGGUUGGACGGAAGACGAAGAUUGUGAUCAUGGCAGAGCCAGAGUAUGCUGUAAAUUUGCAAAAGGGAACUUUAAUAAUUAUGAACGUUCUGAAAAAUUUUGUGAAGACCAUUGCAAAAGCAGAUCGGCAACCGUAUCGGCCUUCAAAAGGUGUACAGCAUUAGCAAGACGGCUGGACGUAUUGAAAUGGUGUUCUUGUCAUAAAGAUUCUUUUCCAUCGUCAACUCUAUCACCGUCAUCAAAAACUUUUCAGUCAACAAGAACGAGAACUCCUACCAUAACCACAGAAAUAAAACGUUCCAAGGAUUCGUCAACUUUAGCUACAAUUAAAGCGACAACUUUAUUGUCUUUGACCACAAGUAAAGAUUGGAAAACGACCAGUUUUUUAAAUGAAGAUUUUUCUCCAUCGUCAACUUAUUCACCGUCAUCAAAAAGUUUUGGAACAAGUACAAUCAUAACUCCUACCACAGCAACUGAAAUAAAAAGUUCAAUGAAUUUAUCAACUUUAGCUACAAGUAAAGCGACAAGCAAAGUAAAACCGUCUACAACUUUAUCAACCCUCACAACCAAAGAUUUUUCUCCAUCGUCAACUUAUUCAUCGUCAUCAAAAAGUUUUGGAACAAGUACAAUCAUAACUCCUACCAUAGCAAGUGAAAUAAAAAGUUUAAUGAAUUUAUCAACUUUAGCUACAAGUAAAGCGACAAGCAAAGUAAAACCGUCUACAACUUUAUCAACCCUCACAACCAAAGAUUUUUCUCCAUCGUCAACUUAUUCAUCGUCAUCAAAAAGUUUUGGAACAAGUACAAUCAUAACUCCUACCAUAGCAAGUGAAAUAAAAAGUUUAAUGAAUUUAUCAACUUUAGCUACAAGUAAAGCGACAAGCAAAGUAAAACCGUCUACAACUUUAUCAACCCUCACAACCAAAGAGACACGCUCUCCACGUGAGAAGCUCAACUACUUGAAGAAAGAUUUGAAAAACAUUACUUUAAGCCGUCCUAAAGCAUUUGAGAUGAUUUCGAGUUUAGUCAACGAAUUUCUUCGAGAAAACCCGUUGGAUGCAGAAUUAAUAUUGCACCUUCCCACCAUAUUUGAAGACAAACUGGUAGAGUUAAUUUCUGUUGCAAACCAAAGUUUUCCUCACAGAUCUAUGACAAGAAAUGAAAAAGAAUUUGUUGUUUCCAUUGUGCACUUGUCGUCAAACGUGUCAAUAAAAGAAAAAUUUUUCAACUUUCCUAAUGUGGAGCUGAACGGAAUGCAACAUGAAAAUCUUAUGGAUUCUAUAAGUAUUCCAUUGAGCUUGUUUGACACUGUUGCUCCCUUUUUUGUUGGCGUUCUGUAUCAUAAUUUUGGCAAUCAAUCGAGCUCAGCGAACUUCACAGAUCAGAUGUUGAAAUCAAACAUAAUAUCAGCCAAAUUGGUGCCUAAACCAACGGUGACAUUUAACAUCAGUUAUAAACUACAUACAGAAAAACAUACAAAGAAACCAUUUUGUGCCUUCCUUAAUACGUCUAGUGACACGUCUUUCUCAACGGAAGGAUGUUACGUCAUUUCUUAUUCGAAUGAUUCGACCGAAUGCACGUGCAAUCACAUGACAAGCUUUGGUGUAAUCGUAAAAAACGAAGAUGACGAAAUGGUACAAUCCAAACACCGCAAAGCCCUCACAAUCAUCACAUACGUUGGUUUGACUUUCUCCUUGCUUGGAGAUGUGUUGACUGUCUUGAGUUAUGUUAUACUUAUCGGAUUGAAAUCUGAGCAAUCACAUCUUCACAUAAACCUGGCGUUCUCCUUGGCUCUCGCUCAGACUUUCUUUAUCGUAGGAAUUAGCUCGAACGGCAACGAGGUUUGUAUAUCAUGUGAUUAUCAGCAGAGUAAUUGCUUUCACGUAUUAUGUUACUAUAAAUUGUUUUGUCAUUUUCAGAUCUUUUGUCUCAUCGUGGCAUCUCUCAUUCAUUAUUUCUACCUUGUUACCUUUUGUUGGAUGUUUUUUGAAGGAUAUCAUCUUUAUCUUAUGAUCGUUAAAGUCUUCAACGACAAAAGCAAGGUCAAAUUUUACUACAUCUUCUCCUGGGUAACACCGUUAAUCGUUGUUAUAUCUUCACUCAUUUCUGCGGAAGCUUCAUUUGGUAUUUAUGGCUACCUCUCCGAUGGCAACUUUUGUUGGAUUUCAUAUGAAAACAAUUUCAUUUGGUUUUUCAUUGCUCCUGCUUUGCUCAUAUGUUUGAUCAACAUUAUCAUGGCGUCUUUAGUACUGCGCGAAAUGUACCGUAUGAAUAAGAAACAUACAGUUAAAAUUUCUGUACAGUUCAGAAAGUCACUAAAAGCUUGUCUAUAUAUAUCUCCCAUUCUUGGAUUCACUUGGGUAUUUGGGGUCCUAGUGAUCAUCAAACAUUCCCUAGCUGUGGAGUACAUCUUUACCAUUCUGAACACAUUUCAGGGAUUUUUCAUAUUUUUGUUUUAUGUGUUGAGAAGCAGUGAGAUACAAUCUGCUUUCAAACAAAAGAAAGAACGUUGGACAAUGUCUAUGUAUGUAACCAAUCGACCAUCCAUUUGUAAGAAAACAACAGGAAAGGCUCCACGGAACUUAAUUACACCAGUGAAGGGUUAUGUGAUUGAAUCAUCUAAAUGCCAACGUCGUGCGCUCUCUACUGAGGCAAAUAAACACGACCAGGUAAAGUCUGCCAAUUGGCAAAACCUUCAAUACACUUCCAAUGUUGAGGGCUCUGGCAAUAAAGUUAGGAAUUAGAGUUCUGGUCCUUACACAACAUCAUUCAACGUAUCUCAUGAAAGUCUUACUAGUAAGAAUUCUAACACCACUGAAAUGCAAGAUGUAAAUGAUUUAGAAACGUGUACCUAACGUGGAUAAACAUGAAAGUUGCUUUGAUCGAUUGUUCUUAGAGUAAAUAUGAAUUUAGUGCUCAAACCUCUCUUAAAAAGUCAGAUUUUAAAAUAAAAACAAUAUUAGUUGUAGCACAGCGAUCAAUUAUUUAUUAAACGACACAUGUUGAA
Molecule: messenger RNA, 3210 nt
Organism: Xenia sp. Carnegie-2017
Lineage: Eukaryota; Metazoa; Cnidaria; Anthozoa; Malacalcyonacea; Xeniidae
Product: adhesion G-protein coupled receptor D1-like
Exons: 26
Coding region: 95-2947 (950 amino acids)
Biological process (GO): adenylate cyclase-activating G protein-coupled receptor signaling pathway; cell surface receptor signaling pathway
Cellular component (GO): membrane
Molecular function (GO): G protein-coupled receptor activity
Source: RefSeq, a predicted model, not a curated record